AUGGUCUCGGACAAGUCGCUGUUCACGACCUAUCGCCAUAUCGCUCCUACGAAGAUUGGUGGUAUUGCAGGGGGCAUCAACGCCAUCGGAACGGGAAACAUCGCCUUCAUUGCCGCCUCGGGUCAUCCGAUCACGCUUACCGGCGUGCUGCACACUCCGGGCCUGUUUGUCAAUCUUCUCUCGGUCUCUCGACUUUGCGACACCGACGAUGUCCAUGUCGCCUUCACAAAACACGGCAUCCACAUUGACAAGGACGGCAACGACAUCGCUGAAGGCGCACGACUCGACGAAGGGCUCUACUUGCUGGACGCUGAUCAUUCCAAAUGUCAGCACCUUGCUCUCCUUUCUCGCUCACAGUCGUCCGUGCCCCUGCUGACUCUCCAUCGCUGCCUCGGCCAUCUCGCACCGUCCUCCAUACAGAAGAUGGUUGCCGCUGGUUUGCUGGAGGGUCUCAGGGCCGGAUAUAGUGACGAAGAGGUAGAGAAGUUUGUCUGCAAUGCUUGCCUCAGCGCAAAGGGCCAUCGUCUUCCCUCUCCCGAUUCGGAUUCGCACUCCUCAGAGAGACUCGGCCUUGUACACAGCGAUGUGCUUUCCUUCCCCGAGCGGUCCUUGACUGGCAAACGUUACCUGGUCACAUUCCUUGACGAUUACUCGCGCAAACUCUGGGCCUACGCAAUCGGACACAAAAGCGAAGUCUUCGGCAUAUUCAAAACUUGGCUAGCCGAGGUUGAACUCGAGACGGGUGCGACGCUGAAGGUCCUCCGAACCGACAACGGUGGCGAAUACUGUUCGAGAGCGUUCACAGAGUUCUGCAAGACACGAGGCACCCGUCGACAAUACUCUAUCCCACGCACGCCUCAACAGAACGGUCGUGCAGAGCGGGUCAAUCGUUCCAUUGUCGAAGGCGUCCUUGCCCUCCUUGUCGACGCCCACCUACCCAAGACAUUCUGGGAGGAGGCUGCAGCUUAUUUCGUUUACUGCAAGAACCUGUGUCAACACGCGGCCCUGGACAAGGCAACACCAAACUCCGUCUGGCAGGGUGACCACACCACUGCCUCGGCGCUUCACCCGUUCGGCUGUACAGCUUGGCUUACGGUCGCGCCCGAACUUCGCUCCAAACUCGACCCGAAGGCGGUUCGCGUUUUUUUCACCGGCUACGACCUGGCUUCAAAAGCCUUUCGCUUCUACGACACUACAACACAGAAGAUUAUACUUGGCAGAAAUGCCACGUUCCUCGACACUGAAUUCCCCGGAUUACAUGGCGACCCCACUGAGCAAGACGGCGACACGCACUUCGCCAGCGCUCCCACCACCGAAUCUCAAACCGUUGUCAAGACAUGGACCCCACUAGUAAGGUCGGCGCACAUGGACGUCUCAUCCCCCCUUGAUGAUUCUGCCAUGAGCGCCGUUGACGUGGCCCCAGGGUACACUGGCGGAACCUUACUUAACUUCACAGAUGCCGAAUCGUCCUCGUCACCGUCGCCUGCGUCGCCCUCAUCACCGUCGUCUGCGCCAUCGCCUGCACUUUCACCAUCGUCGGCUGCGUCAUCGUCACCCUCGGCCUUACCGACCGACUCUGAAGACUCCGCCGAUCCCCUCGACCUCCUCGGCUCACAGCCCCAGGUUCGCCUCGAUCUACAGGACGUGCACCACCCAGACUUCAGCACGUACCGCGAGCCCGCAUCGGCUGAGGAGUCGCCCGACGAACUCGACCUCAUUGGGCGCCACUCUCGCGACGAAUCUCCGGACGAAAUCGAUUUCCUCACCCGACACCACCGCGCCUUCAUCGCCAUCGACGACGACACCUCUGACACAGAGGCAAUUCAGCCAGUCAAGUCCAUCACGAGCGACCCACAGACCUGGCGCGAGGCGAUGUCUAGCGACAAGCGUGAAGUAUGGGCCAAAGCCGCCACCGACGAGUUCACCUCCAUGCGCGACGACUUCAAGGUCUUCACCAUCGAGGACCGAGCCACGGUGCCCGCGGGUGCGACUAUCGUUACAUCCAAGUUCGUCUGGAAAACGAAACGGAACGCACUCGGCGAAGUCACUGGACACAAGGCAAGGCUGGUCGCGCAAGGCAAUCGGCAACGCGACGGCAUCGACUUCAACGAAACGUUCGCACCGGUCGCACGCUUCUCCUCGAUACGCUCACUCCUCGCGCUGGCGGCCGCCAACGGCUUGCACGUGCACCAGGCGGACAUCGACAAAGCAUAUCUGCAUGGCGACCUUGACCACGACAUCUGGAUGACGGCACCGCGCGGCUUCGACCUUCCCAGCGACAAGGUGCUUCGCCUGCGACGCUCCAUCUACGGGCUCAAACAGGCUGGCCGAAUCUGGAAUCGACACAUCGACGCUUCGCUUCGGGCCCUCGGUUACACGGCGACGGGCACCGACCACUGCGUAUACUCUUGGCUCGAUGAUCGUCAAUGUCCACACUACAUCGCACUGUACGUCGACGACCUCCUGAUGAUCAGCCCGGAACUGGCCGAAAUCGAACGUGUCAUCUCAGGCCUGGACCAACGCUACGGAGUCAAGCGCCUCGGCCCGGCCGAGUAUAUCCUCGGCAUCCAGAUCAGGCGGUUCGACGACGGCUCUAUCGCCCUAUCCCAGGAACGGUACAUCAUGGACGUGCUCGCUCGGUUCCACUUCGACACCACGACUCGCGGCACUACAGUUCCGAUGACUCCCGGCCUUUCGCUCACUGCUAUCCCGGGUCAAGGCACCGAACGGAUCAGGUCAUGGUAUCUGCAGGCUAUCGGCUCGCUCCUCUACAUUUCGCUCGGUACCCGCCCUGACAUCGCCUUCGCCGUGUCCUACCUGGCCCGCUUCGCCAACAACCCCGGUCGUCGUCAUUGGAUUGCGGUCAAGCACAUCCUACGCUAUCUCCGGGCCACGUAUCGCAACGAACUCGUGUAUGCUCGCGGCCAGGCUCGCAUCACGGGUGUGGUAGGCUACUCCGACGCGAACUGGGGGGCCUGCAUCGACACAUCGGUGUCCACCAUGGGCUACGUCUUCUACAUCGCUGGCUCGGCCGUGUCCUGGUCGUCCAAACGCCAGUCUCGAGUUGCCGAUUCGACCACCGACGCUGAAUACCUCGCCCUCUCGCAUGCUGGCAAGGAAGGGAUUUACCUCAGUCAGCUGCUCGAAGAGCUCCAUGUACAACCUGUUGCACCGGCUCACAUCUUUACUGACAACGAAGCCGCUGCUGCAGUUGCUCACGAUCCUGUCCGCGUCUCUGGCACUCGGCACAUACGCUUGCGUGAGCACUUCGUUCGGGACAUGGUGAAUCGGGGCGACAUCUCUCUCUCGCAUGUGGGUACCAGCGACAUGGUGGCCGACAUCUUCACCAAGGCUCUCGGCCCAAAGGUCUUCUCAACGCACUGCUACGCCCUCGGCCUUCGCACUCGACACCCGCGGCUUGGGUCUGCCUCGCAUUCGCGUGGGGGGGGUGUGAAGAGUCCACUCUCAGCUCGACAGGGGCGCCUCGGUCGUUGCGCGCACUUGCUAGCCCGCCCCCGGCGGUGGGGACUUAGACGCGCGCGACUGCCUCAGCGCGCCAGCGCCGGCGGAUUCAUGCGCGCGCCCGCUAGCCCGCCCCCUUGCGGUGGGGACUUAGGCGCGCCGGCGAUUUCACCCGCGGCUGACUUAGGGAUGUACAUUGUCACGCGCCUGGGACUAUCCCAGCGUGGCCCCCCCUUUCUGUUUCUUAGCUUCCUUCUCAUCACUUCUGUUCGACUCUCAACCUCUCCUGACAGUAGUGGUGAACGUCUCAUACUCUGACUACUCCGCCGACCCUCUGGACCUCAUCGGCUCACAGACCCCGACUCGCCUCGGCCCACCGGACGUGCACCGCCCAGACUUCAGCACGUACCGUGAGCCCGCAUCGGCUGAGGAGUCGCCCGACGAACUCGACAUCAUUGGGCGUCACUCGCGCGAUGAAUCGCCGGAUGAAAUCGAUUUCCUCACCCAACACCACCGCGCCUUCAUCGCCACAGACGACGACGACCCCACCCUCGACGCCAUCGAGCCCGUCAAAUCGAUCACUAGCGACCCCCAGACCUGGCGCGAAGCAAUGUCCAGCGACGAGCACAACAUCUGGGCUGAGGCCGCCGCCGCCGAGUUCACCGCCAUGCGCGACGACUUCAAGGUGUUCACCAUCGAGCCUCGCUCAUCUGUACCGCCGGGCGCCACCAUCGUCACCUCCAAAUUCGUCUGGAAGACCAAGCGCAACGCAAGCGGUGAAGUCACGGGGCGGAAGGCACGUCUUGUAGCGCAGGGUAACCGACAGCGCGACGGCAUCGACUUCUCAGAAACCUUCGCACCCGUCGCCCGUUUCUCCUCCAUUCGCUGCCUCCUGGCUCUUGCCGCUGCCAAUGGCUAUCACGUUCAUCAGGCCGACAUCGACAAGGCUUACCUCCACGGCGAGCUCGAUCAUGAUAUCUGGAUGACGACACCACGCGGUUUCGACUUCCCGAGCGAUAAGGUUCUCCGGCUGCGACGCUCAAUCUACGGUCUCAAGCAGGCCGGUCGCAUCUGGAAUCGUCACAUUGACACAUCACUCAGGAAUCUGGGGUACAAGGCAACAGGCACUGAUCACUGCAUUUACUCUCGCAUUGACGAUCAGCAGCGGCCUCACUAUAUCGCCUUGUAUGUCGACGACCUCCUCAUUGUCAGUCCAGCCCUCGACGAGAUCGAACGUGUCAUCUCCGGCCUUGAACAGCGGUACGGCGUCAAACGACUCGGCCCCGCGGAGUACAUCCUCGGAAUCCAAAUACGCCGCCUGGACGACGGUUCCAUUGCUCUAUCCCAGGAGCGCUACAUCAUGGACGUGCUGGCCCGUUUCCACUUCGACACCACGACACGCGGCACUACGGUGCCGAUGACGCCCGGCCUCUCGCUCACGGCAAUUCCGGGUCAGGGAACGGAGCGCAUUCGUUCGUGGUACCUACAGGCCAUCGGCUCCCUCCUCUACAUCUCCCUUGGCACUCGACCCGACAUUGCCUUCGCCGUCUCGUACCUGUCCCGGUUCGCCAACAACCCCGGCCGCCGCCAUUGGAUUGCCGUCAAACACGUCCUUCGCUACCUUCGCGCCACGUACCGCGAUGAGCUUCUCUAUGCCCGCGGCCCAGCAAAAGUCACGGGUGUGGUUGGUUAUUCUGAUGCGAACUGGGGCGCCUGCGUCGACACAUCCAUUUCAACGAUGGGCUACGUAUUUUACUUGGCAGGCGCCGCUGUCUCUUGGUCGUCGAAGCGUCAGACUCGGGUAGCGGAUUCCACCACUGAUGCCGAGUACCUGGCCUUGUCGCACGCGGGUAAGGAAGCGAUCUACCUUAACCAACUCCUCUCCGAGCUCCACGUUUGCCCAAUCGCUGCAGCUCACAUCUUCACCGACAACGAGGCCGCGGCCGCCGUCGCUCACGACCCCGUUCGCACCUCCGGCACCCGGCACAUUCGCCUCCGCGAGCAUUUUGUCCGUGACAUGGUCAAUCGAGGUGAUAUCUCUCUCUCACACGUUGGCACAGCAGACAUGGUUGCGGACGUAUUCACCAAAGCGCUAGGCCCCAAGAUUUUUGGUACACAUUGCUAUGCUCUAGGCCUCCGGACGCGACAUCCACGGCUCAAGUCUACCUCGCGUUCGCGUGGGGGGGGGUGUGAGGAAUCCACUCUCCGCUCGGCUCAGGACUUAGGCGCGCGGAGCGAACCGGGCGCGGACUUAGGCGCGCGGAGUGAGCCGGGUGCCCCGGCCCAGGACUUAGGCGCGCGAAGCGAGCCUGGGACUUAG
Microbotryum saponariae is the source of this 5782-nucleotide messenger RNA. NCBI's taxonomy places the organism in Eukaryota, Fungi, Basidiomycota, Microbotryomycetes, Microbotryales, Microbotryaceae. The record is from the annotation of a GenBank genome assembly.